This is a messenger RNA of Oryctolagus cuniculus (rabbit), 9205 nucleotides long. RefSeq names its product limbic system associated membrane protein (gene LSAMP). The record is from RefSeq and is a predicted model, not a curated record. Lineage: Eukaryota; Metazoa; Chordata; Mammalia; Lagomorpha; Leporidae.
GGAGCGCGGCUCCGGGCUGCCGUUGCUGGCGCUGCUGCUGCUGCACGGCUGUGCCUCUACUCUCGCUGGCAGGCUGGGGGCCGGCUCCCUCGCCCGCCCUCCCGCCCGGGAAAGUGGGUUACGGAGGAAGGCGCUCAGUUCGCCGGCUGCCACAGGCGCGCAGCCACCGGGAGACCAGAGCGGCACCUCUGCCUCGGGCAGCCCUCGCUCCUUCCUUUCUAGGGGCUUCUGUUGUUUUUGGAAAUUUGGUUCCUCUGACUCCCCGCCAACCUCCAGGCUAGGGUCUCUGAGAGGGUCUUUGUGAAGUCCUAGAAAAAAAAAAGGAAAGAGCUCGAGCGAGGGAAAGAAAGAGGCAAAGUGGCCAGGACCCCAAACUGGCACAGCGCGUCCCGCGUUGGUGGCGGCGGCGGCGAGCGCCGGGUGUGUGAAGCCCCUGUCCGCGGCCAGCAGUGCGCCCCGGCUCGGCUCCCGAGGACGCCCGCAGGCCACCAUGGGCGCCAGAGUUCAGCCUGACCGCAAACAGUUGCCGCUGGUCCUACUGAGACUGCUCUGCCUUCUCCCCACAGGACUGCCUGUCCGCAGCGUGGAUUUUAACCGAGGCACCGACAACAUCACCGUGAGGCAGGGGGACACGGCCAUCCUCAGGUGUGUUGUAGAAGACAAGAACUCAAAGGUGGCCUGGUUGAACCGCUCUGGCAUCAUUUUCGCUGGACAUGACAAGUGGUCUCUGGACCCCCGGGUUGAGCUGGAGAAACGCCAUUCGCUGGAAUACAGCCUCCGAAUCCAGAAGGUGGAUGUCUAUGAUGAAGGUUCCUACACUUGCUCCGUUCAGACACAGCAUGAGCCCAAGACCUCCCAAGUUUACUUGAUCGUGCAAGUUCCACCAAAGAUCUCCAACAUCUCCUCGGAUGUCACUGUGAAUGAGGGCAGUAAUGUGACCCUGGUCUGCAUGGCCAAUGGACGCCCUGAACCUGUUAUCACCUGGAGACACCUUACUCCAACCGGAAGAGAAUUUGAAGGGGAAGAAGAAUAUCUGGAGAUCCUUGGCAUCACCAGGGAGCAGUCAGGCAAAUAUGAGUGUAAAGCUGCCAAUGAAGUCUCCUCGGCGGAUGUCAAACAAGUCAAGGUCACUGUGAACUAUCCUCCCACUAUCACAGAGUCCAAGAGCAAUGAAGCCACCACAGGGCGACAAGCUUCACUCAAAUGUGAGGCUUCGGCAGUGCCUGCACCUGACUUUGAGUGGUACCGGGAUGACACCAGGAUAAACAGUGCCAAUGGCCUUGAGAUCAAGAGCACGGAGGGUCAGUCCUCCCUGACGGUGACCAAUGUCACUGAGGAGCACUACGGCAACUAUACCUGCGUGGCUGCCAACAAGCUGGGAGUCACCAACGCCAGCCUAGUCCUUUUCAAGCGUGUUUUACCCACAAUCCCCCACCCUGUUCAAGAAAUUGGCACCACCGUACACUUCAAGCAAAAAGGACCUGGAUCGGUGAGAGGAAUAAAUGGAUCCAUCAGCCUGGCCGUACCACUGUGGCUGCUGGCAGCGUCUCUGCUCUGCCUUCUCAGCAAAUGUUAAUAGAAUAAGAAUUUAAAAAUAAUUUAAAAAAACACACAAAAAUGCGUCACACGGGAUACAGAGAGAGAGAAAGAGUAAGAUGGGGGGAGACCGUUUAUUUCACAACUUUGUGUGUUUAUAAAUGAUGGGGGAAAUAAGAAAAUGAAGAAGAAAAUGCAACAUUUAAAACAAUUUUAAGGUCUAUCAAUAAAAAUUUGAGUGUAAUUCAGAGUGGGAAAAAGUCUAGCACGAUGUGUGUAUGUCUACUAAGCAAGUGACUGCUGUGUGAAGACUACAUCCUGCCGAGGACACCCGGAUGUUGUGAGACUAGGACAAGUAAAGAAGGACCAGGUGGACAUUCACUCCCCCUACACACUUUAUCCUUCCCUCCUUCACCUUUUUCAUCUGUGGGGAAAAAAAAUAAGGUCUUGCCUUUGGUGUUUAUAUUUCCAUAAUCCUCUUACUCUGUUUUUCAUUUGCGCUGACUUGGAGCCAUUGCAGACUCUCAGUGGGAUCCUGUGUUGGGCCCUCCCAAGGCUGUCCCACCACCACCAUCUCUCCAGCUUCCAAGACCGUCCCUCUCCCUGCAGUGUGUUCCAUCUUCCCAUACCCAUUCCCAGUACCCCCUUUUUAUCCAGAGCACUAGACAUGCCGCAAAUGCUAGGAAGUGCCAUUUCAAUUUUCUCCACUGUGUGUGUGUACUCGAGUCCCACUCCCACACGGGUGCACAUGUGUGUGAGCGUGUGUGUGUCUCUCUCUAAAAGCAUGCCAAGGGAAUGGUCCAUGUGUACAUAGAUUUAUUGUGCUGUAGAUACUGUCCUGCAUUGUAAUUGUGAGAUGCAGCCAUAACAAGUUGCUGGGAGAGAUGGUGGGGAGGGAAGCAAGGAGUUGAGUCCCUGCCCCACCCAUGGCUGUCACCUGACAUCAGUGUGUACUCAAAUCAAGCUGUGCCCCUUCCAAGGGCAGGACCCCAUAUCCCUCCUAGUUUCAUCCUCAGAACCCAGUCAGGAGUCACUCAGAAUAUCACUGUCAAUGAAAGUGCCUACUAUCGAUGGGGUGAGCCAACAGUAAAAUAGACCAGUGACAUGGAUGAAAUGACCUGGGAGAGGAAGCUUCUGAUCUCACACUUAUUUCCUAAGUCCAAGGGAUUCAUACAUUCCCUGGCCCUACUACAGGCUGGGUCCUGCACAUGCUUAGUAAAUUCCCGGAGAAGAAAAGUCUCCACAUGCUAGCUCCCAAUGGAAGAGUGGCGUGCCCCAUGGAGAUCCUAAGCAGCCCUUUUUGGCCUCCUUCCUGGACUUCAGAUAGCACUGCGCUUGCUCCAUGCAUUCCUCUGAGAAGAGCUUAUUUUCUACUUCAAAAUAAAAUACAGUGAGGCAGGAAGAGUAGACAGAUGCCUAAGUCCCUGUCCAAUUCUGGAGACACUGAAAGAGUCUAACAGAAAGCACUGACUGUAAUGAAGGCAAAGUCACUCCUUGUGCUCCUUGGCAGAUUUUUGCCCGUUAGUUCUAGGCUAAUGCAUUGGUUGCCCACAUCAGCCUCUUCUGAUCCCCUGAUGGUGUUCAGGGCACCACUGUUCAUGGUGGUCCAUCACCGUUAGACCUGGCCACUAGAAACUGCAUGAUAGUUACCUUCCUUGCUCUAUUUAAAUUUACAUCUGUAAGAGGUAUCUUGACAUUAACACUGACAAGUGAGCCAAUUAAUUCCUCCACGAAAAGGGUUGGGCAACUUGUAAAUAAUUUAGGCAGAAGUUGUAUGAGUAUGACGAAGUGUGUCAUCACCAUGUCACCAGAAGGAUUUUCUUAGCAAAGGUCUUGCUGAGAAAGCUGACUCUCUAGAGGUGUAUAUCUUUAUCAAGAAACCAACCAUUGGUCUCACUUAACGGUUCAGCUGAUGCAAAAAGAGUAUUAUUAUUGAACUCAUCAUCAAGCAUAAUCCCACAGAGCCAAAUACAGUUGCUUGUCAAGCUUGGGAACCUUGAGAACAGCUGUCAUGUGAUACAAAAUGAGAAACUUCAUAGCCAGGGGAAAACAGGAAGAAAGGAAAGAAAGGGAGAGAGGAAGGGAAGGAAAGGGGAAACUCUGAGCAGUAUUUUCCAUCUCUUUGAGGAGAGUCUAUUGGUUCUUUUAGAAGUUUCUCAGAGCCUUCUUUUACAGCUUUGCAGUUUAGUCAUGAAACAGGAGAAACUGAGUUUGGGAUGUGUAAGAGUACUUAGUGACAGAUCCUGACCCAGCACAGGAAACCUCAUCCUACAGAGUCACUGAAUCAUAGGCGAGGUGAGCCACUGUCCUGUCAAUCAUUGAUUUAUUGACAAUCAAACUUCUCCAACAGUUUGGUCAUCUUUAGUACAAGCAUAAAAGGCUAUCAUCUUUAAAGACAAAUGUUCCCCAUGUGUUGAAACAUUAGCCAGACCCUUAACUGGGAUCUUUGGAGGAAUGCAUGCCUACUGAAGAUUACAAGAAGAGAAAAAUCACAGACAGCAAUUCAGAUGUCAUUUAGUACCAGUUUCAGGAAACAAAUCACUGUGGCAGGUUUUACCCCUGCACCUGGCUUUCUUACUGUCUCCAGCCUACCAUAAGGACAUUGCCUUGGUUUUAUUAAGGGAAGAGGUUCUCUGUUGAAAGGAAUGUCUCUAUCACAAGAGCACCAUUUGUUCUCUUGGUUUUAAUAUAAUGACCAUAUAUUAAACAUAAUUAAACCUAAAACACGUGGUGUUUGCCUGUAUCUCCAGCAGGUUCCCAGAGUCAAAAAAACGUAUGCCUUGCUCCCAUUUCAGAGAGAACUUUGGCCCUAGAAAUCUCAUAGAUUUGAGAAUGGGUCUAAAUCAUCAGAAGACUGCUAAACUAUUCAGUUUGCAGAAAUGUCAGGAAAAAAAUGUUGAGGCAAAAAGACCAACAUCAAGAAAUCAACAAGUCUCAACACUAGAUUUCUUGGAAUUUAGUUCAUGAUGGUUGCUCUAACACUUCAAGAGUCUUGUCCAUUGUUAAUUACAGCUCAAAACCCUGUGCUGCAAAGCACCAAGUAGUUGGAAAUAGUGUCCCAAGAGGAGUGAAAAUCAUCAAUUAAUCUGAAUGACAAAUAUAUUUAAUGCCCCUUGUAUACAGAAUGAAACACCACCAUUCGAACAAAAUCCAUAGAAUUUGUAGUUAACAAAAAUAGAAAUGACUUUGCCCAAAGCAUUUUCUGAACGAUGAGCUAUCAUAGGUUACACAACUGUGGAACUGUAGUUACUCAGCACAAUUGCUCAUGAAAAGGUUUUACCUUAUUGAGGGAACAGUCUUGCCAGAUCUGAGGGUUUAAAAUCCCUCUGUCCUGAAACAGCUGACUUCUAUAGAAAAGUAGCUGUGUUUUCUCUCGGGAAGGGUUAUUCCAUUGACUUUCCCUUCUCUUUCAAGUCAUACUUGAGCCUUUUCUUUCUUGCCAUGAGCAUUUUCCUUUACUUAAGUAAUCAGAUAAUUUGGGCUAUUCAUAGAGACCUUGUAAAACUACUCGUGAUUUUCUUGUCCUUGGAGGACAGAAACAGAAAUGUUUCUCCUCCAAAAAUGGACUUACCUCCUUUGUACACAAACAUUAAACUUCUCAGCAUGGAACUGUUUGAGUUAGUACCUACCCCAGCGUUGACUUCUUGCACACCUCAGAGUCACGGUUGUGUCCCCAAGUUGGCAGUGGGUGACUCAACUGGCUCUUCUCCUUGAAUUUUUCAUUUUGUUCUCUGCAGGCCUUGGAGUUUUUGUUUUGUUUUGUUUUGUUUUUGGUGGGAAAAUGAUAUAUAUAUAUGUAUGUAUUUUUUUUAACCUUAUCUCUACAGAUACUAUAUUUACAAUAAUGUAUGUAUUAUAAGACAAAUUUAGGAUAGCUUUUAAACUGAAGAGGGAAGAAAAGUACUGAAUUUUUUUUAGAAAGAUCUAUGCUGCAUUUAAAAGACAUGGAGCCCUACUUUUCCAUUUUGUAAUAGUUUGUUUCAAAGAAAUGUGCUUCUGGACCAUGUUCUUUGGGAAUAAGCAUAGCCUCAUUUUUAUCUUCAUCCUCAUAAACUGUAGCCUGGAUUUAGUCUUGGUUCCCCAUAGCUUUCAUUUUUUUGGUAAGACUAUAAGUACAAUUUCAUAUCUGAACUACAAGAACUAUCAAUAUUUUGAAGACAAAUGUUAAACAAACCAGAAAAUAGGGAGAUAAGACCAUGAGUUAAGAAACACAAACCCAGUUUGGGAAGCCCCCUUCUUUCGUAAGUAUUCAAAAUAUUUCUCCUCCAAAGGCUGCAUUUGCCCCAGUGAUGUAAAUUUUCCAUCAUGGUUGGCAUAAUAUCUGUAAACAUCUCAGUAAAUGCAAAAUGGAGUUUACAUUUCUGUGCAUACAAGUGGGAAGGGGAGUAAACUCUUCUCAUUUGCAUGUAGCUAUGCUGUUCAAAUGUCACCAACUGAAAUUCAAGAAAGAAUUUGUUUUCACCCAGCAAUGUACAUCACGUUCCUCUUGGCAAGGAAGCUGGUGUUAAUGUUAGGUUUAGGUUUAACAUUUACACCAGGGAAAAUGUUUAUGGAUAUUGUGGGAGCCUUAUUUUAAAAUCUUGAUUUCUUUUCAGCACAUUUACAUACUGUGUGCUGAUUAAUAAAUUAGGCACCAAUCAUGUGUAAAUCAAUGUAAAUCACUAGUUUAUGUACAUAAUAUAAACUAUGUAAACUUAAUUUUUCAUGCAGGACUCAAAUUCAGCUAAACCUAUGAGUCUUAAAGGAAAAAAAAAAAUCAAAGAUAAAGAAACCAAAGCACUUCCCAGGUCAAAAUGGGGAGAAGGAUGACUAAGUUCCCAAAUGUUAGUUCGCCUCAAUCAGAGGACCCUGGGGAAACACUUAAUGAUUCCCAUCCUGCUCAAGCUGCAGGAGUCAACGGUCACCUUUUUUUCCCCAGAACUCAAGUAGAUUCUCCCAGCUUUGCCACAGUUGUCUUGCCCGAUCCCAAAGCAAAAGAAAGUGGAGAAAGAGAAGGGUUCAUGUGUUGCAUCAACUCCCAGGCAUCUUCUUGUUAGUAUUUUUUCACCAUCUAAGACAUCUUAUUUAAGUAGCUCCAAGAGUGUCACCUAUUUCUUGAUGAACAAAUAUUACUCAGUUUUUAUUUUCUAUUCAACAAAAGCUUUGGGAAAUCUUCUUUGUCAUCUUGAUUCUAAGAAAAUCUGAGAUCUAAGAAACACGUUAUAUCCUUAAGAAAUAUCUUAUUCAGUCACUCUGGAAAAUAACAGCUUUUACUUGAUCUGGUAGCCCUAUGUUUCUCCAUACCUAUUCUGAAUAUUGCAAAUGAGGAACAGAGUCUUCUGAAUUGGGAAUAUAUCUCUCAGGCAUAUUCUCCUGGAGUCUUUUUGAAGUGCCUGAUGUGAUUAACAGGAUGACAUAGAUACCUUUCCUGCCAUCUGCACACUUAGUACAUAAGGAGUCAUCAAAGAGAUGACUUCAAGAACCACAUGGGUUUUUUCCCCCCAGGACUAUAAUGGGAAAAAAAAAAUAAUGUUAGACUUCAAGUACACCCCUCUACCUAAUGUAUAUGACAACCUUAAAUUACGGUGUGAAGGAUAUUGGACUGGAGUUGGCAGAAUUGGGCACUAGCCCUGGGUCUGGCUACAAAAAAAAAAAAAAAAAAAAAAAAAAGGCUGUGUGUGAUGUUGGCAAUUCGCUUAACCUUACUGACUCUAGGAUUUUGUACCCUGAAAGUGAGGAACUUAGAAGAUAUCUCUAAAAUACCUUUCACCUUUUAAUGCUGUGGUUCUGAAUUGGGACUUGCAGUUCGCUUAGCACUGUGGCCAGCCAAUCAUUCCAAGCAGGUGUCUAUCAUCUGCACUUGGGCCCUGUUCUGUCAUCACUUCUUAUACUUGUCAUCUCACCAUCUCCAUUUUAAAAGGCUUGAAUUCUACAACACAAGGUCUCUGGUCUGACUCUGUAAUUCUCUUUUGAUCAAGACUUCUUGGCAAUGUACACUAGAGAUUCAUUCAGAUUACAUGAAGGGUGAUUGGGAUGACACCCUUGCUUUUAACACUGUAAAAUCUAACAGUUCAGCUAAAUCCUAAUAACCUUGCAUAGGAAUAAAAAUAGCCAGAUUGGACAUUAUGCAUGUAACAAAUGAGGAAGUUGUGUAUAUGAAAGGAAGCAUUCGUUUUCUCUCAUCCUAGGCCAAGUGCCUCAUUAUAGUAAGUGUGGAUCCUUGGAAACUCUUGGCUUGUGCUAAUGGCUCUAAGCACGUGGUCUCAGGCAAGUUCAAAAGGUGGAUCUGUGAGAAGCAAGCAAGACAAUGUAUUUUGUUUUGGAAGGAAUUUCUCAGAGGAUGAGGUUCUCAAAGCUUGACUUCAAGGCUGUGAAAUCAAAUAACAGGAUUGAGGGAAAAUGGCCCUUAUUUUCAAGAAGUGCAAGUCGAUACCAUUUUCAAAGCCAGGCUAAAAACCAACAGGUCAAAACAAAACACAUUUGCACAGGCUACAGAUUUGAAGACAGUAGGAGUUGCUUUGAAGGCCCACAUGGAAGAAGCAGGUUAAGUUCCCCGAGGAAAGGGUAAGCAGAGAAGAUAGGUUCUCAAGCAGUAAAUGAGGAAUUAUUUUUCUAGUGCCAUGUUCUGGAUGGAUUGAGCACAGGUCGACUGCCCUACAAAAAGCUGGAGGCUCAGUUUAGCAUCCAAUGUUAUCUUUUCACUUAGGAUAUUAAAGAACAGAAGGACUCGAAGUCUCCCAGACGCCUCAGAGCAGGUUUGACUCCUAACUUCCCAGCAUGAGCAUCCCUUUGUGUAGACAAGACCACAGGAUGCGCUUCGAGUACACAGGAAGCCCUCUGUAAGUGGGGUGCUGCCUGCCCAUGGGACGGCUCCCCAUUUCCACGGUCAUCUCAGAGGGACUUCUUUGUGGGCAGUACUCCCGGCUCUACGCCUACAGCUAUGUUCUUCUCUGCACAAGCCCGCUCUUUGUAAAGACAGGCACAGUCAAAAUCUGCUUCUUGCAAACGAAGAAAACACACGGAGCUACUAGCUUCUUGGCACGCAGCAGCAUUCCUAAGUUAUCAGGAGCCUUUUUCCAACACACUUGCCUAAGGUUUUCCCUUUUACCGGAGAAUAUCAAUGAUUCAUCCUGGUGAAUUGUGGCCAAGUUCUGCUCCCUAAGUAUUUACUGGAAGUGGGGAGGUUAAAGGGAAGGAAUCCCAGGGGUUGGGAAGCCGGGGAGAAAGCUCCACUUCCUCCCCCAGCCUCGUUCCUCCCCUUCACUGCUCUACUGAGGGAUGUAUCAAUCCUGCUCUUGUUUAGAAUUCUUAUUAACAGUGUUAUAUACAUAUAAAUAUAUAUAAAUAUAUUCCUUUUUUCAGCCCUGUAGACAUGAACUGAUCAUCCCUUGAUGAUACAAAUACAUGGCCUUUUUUUUUUUUUUGGUUUGGAUAUUUUUUAUUGCUUAAAGUUUUUUCCUUUUGAUUACUGGAUGGAUUUUUUUUCCCUGGAUGCUAGCUCUGUGAAGGAAAAUAAAAAGCGCAGUGUGUGUAAAAAAAAAAAAAAGUUAAAAGUUCUCUCUUUUCUUUUAAAAUGUAUUUAAAUUCUGUUUCUCUCUUCUGUUACUUUACACGUACGAAUGCUCUGCUCUUCUGUGAUCUUAAAACAAAAUGAAAUAAACGUGAAAAGGAGAUGUGUCUUCAUUGACCU